Messenger RNA from Lethenteron reissneri (Far Eastern brook lamprey), 5699 nucleotides. Its product is annotated as FYVE and coiled-coil domain-containing protein 1-like. Gene Ontology annotation, cellular component: lysosome; autophagosome; late endosome. Gene Ontology annotation, molecular function: heme binding; electron transfer activity; metal ion binding. Gene Ontology annotation, biological process: positive regulation of autophagosome maturation; plus-end-directed vesicle transport along microtubule. The record is from RefSeq and is a predicted model, not a curated record. NCBI's taxonomy places the organism in Eukaryota, Metazoa, Chordata, Hyperoartia, Petromyzontiformes, Petromyzontidae.
UGUAAACACGCGGCGCCCGCUGCGUGGCCAUCAGCGGUGGCCGUGAUAUAAGAACUCGCUGGUUGGUUAGCGGGCUAGUUCGUAUCUCGCACUCGGAGGAGGAGGGAAGAAAACAAAUCCCAGCAGCCGUGAGACGAUGGACGAUUCAAUGGUUUCAAUGGAUGCAAUGGAGUUUCACAACAUACAAGAUGAGAGUCAAGUUCAGCGAAUUACUCGCGAAUUGCAUGAUUGUGUGACGGAGCUCAGCAGAGAGUACAGAGAGUGUGCAGACCCUGUGACAGACGAUAAUGCCAGCCUGAACAAGUUGUGCACAAAACUCGAGUACAUGUUACAGUUUGGUCAAAAGGAGAAACGGACCCUGAUGGGCAUUCGAAGGGAGUAUUGGGACUACUUUAACGACUGUCUUGCCAAACAGAAAGGAGCUAAUGAUGGAAUCCGUUUCGUCAAGUCGAUCCCUGAGCUGAAGACUGCGAUCGGAAAAGGAAGGGCAUUUAUUCGGUACUCGCUCGUUCACCAGAGGCUUGCAGACACUCUUCAGCAGUGCUUCACGAACAAACCAGUUACCAGUGACUGGUACAGCUCAAAGAGCCCUCUGGUCAAGAAAGAGUUGGUGACGGAGAUGAUUAGCCACUUGUACGAGUUAAACCAGCUCCCUUUCGACCUCGCACCCAGAGGAUACGACCUCGAUGCAGAAUGGCCAUCAUACGCACGGAGGACACUUGGAGCUUCAGCAUCACCAGCUCAGCUCUGGAAGGCUCCAAGUCGUAGCUCCAGCAUUAACAGCCUAGCCAGCAGCUUUUCACCAAUGCACAUGGAGGCCUAUGCCAAGCACGACUCUGCUUUCAUGCAGCCACUGGACAUGCCCGGAAAGCUGGACGCUGCCGCUCACGGCCACCCCUACCUCGAUCAUCCCGUGCUCCAGCUGCACCACAACGCGGAGCAGCAGGCUCUGGAGGAGCAGGUGGAGAGCUUGCAGAUCCACCUGGACCAGGCCGAGUUGCGGCUGAGGCGGGAGCAGGAUCGCUCCGACGCCCUGGAGGGCGAACGGCGGGACGUGCAGGCGACGGCGCUGCUCACCGAGCGCUCCUUGCUGCAGGCGGUGGACGACGCGCGCAGGGACAAGCAGGGGCUGUUGCAGGAGAACGGGGCACUCCAGCUGAGGUUGUGCGAUCUGCAAAAGAUGCUCGAUGAGAGCAAGCGUGAUGUCGUCAUGCUCGAGGGGAAAGUGUCGAGCUUGGAAAAAGGUGUUGCGGCGUGUGAGCCGCGUGCCGAUCGCGCUCGGAUGGAGGCCGCUUUCCUGCAGGGCGGUGCUCCGAUUCACCCCGGCGUUGCGGCGCGCGAUCGCGAAGGUGAAGACAAUGUCGGGGAACCUACCUUGACAGCAGAGGACAAACGUCAGGGUGAAGUGUUGGAGGGUAAUCAAAGCGACUUUGACCCGAUGGCUCGGAGUGAAAUUGCCAAGCUGCGCUGCCAGCUUGAACUGUCAGAGCAGCAACUGCAAUGGAGGCAAGCUGACGUCACUCGGCUGACGACAGAGGUCGGUGAGUUGCGCUCCCGGCUUGGUGUUUCCAAGGAGGAGGUUCAGAAACUCAAGAGGAGUGCGACCGAACAAGCUAUUUCCAGCAAAAUGCAUAGGCAGGAGUUGGAGAGCCUGAAAGUGGAUCUGGUGAAUGUAAAUAGAGUUCAUGUUGAGCAACUCCUGCAGAUGAAGGAAGAGCUUGGUGACCUCGAGAAAGAGAGGGGGUUUUUGCUGAAGAAAAAAUCCGAUUACGAGUUAAAGCUGUUGUCAAAUGAGGAGGAAAAUCUUCAGCUCUCUCAUUGUUUGGAAGAGUAUGAAAGGAAGAAUUUGGAGUUGGAAGAGCGCUUGUAUAAAGUUCACGAAGAGGCUGACGAGCUUCGUUCCCAAAUCUCUGAACUGGCGUCUGAAAAGGACCUAUUGGUGGAAAAAAUCGAUUCGACGAUUUCCGAAUUUACAAUGAGCGUGCAGCAACAUGAGCAAGAAUCGGAAGAGUUUAAGCUGGAACUGGAGAGACUAACCGAGGAAAACACAGCAUUGAUAGAGCACGUGCAGAGCCUGCAGUGUCUGAAGGAAGCAAACGACGACCUGCAAACUCACCUGGAGAAGACCAAGGAGAAAAUCCACAUGAUGGAGGAAUCCCAACGUCAAGAGCUGUCAUCCAUGAAGUUUAAAAUGAGUUUGGAAAUCAUCGAUUUCCAGACUCGAUUAAAGAGACACACAGAAGAGAAUGAUAAAUUAAAAAGUGGCAACAGCAAUAAGGAUACGAUCAUUUCCAAUUUAAAUGCCAAGGUGAAGACACUAAAGGCUGAUUACCAGCGGCUACAGGACCUGUCGAUAGCUCAGGAAGAGAAUUUCAACCAGCAGCUGCGGGAGCGGGUUAAGAAAGAAGAGGAAGGAAUCGGCCUGAGGAAGGCACUGGACAGGUGUAAGGAAACACUUGAAUCUGAACAAAAGGAUCAUAAGAAUCUCAUGAAGGAGCUGGCCAUUGUGAAGAGCAGAGCGGAGGAGGAAGAGAAGAACCUCCUUUCAGAGAUUCACGAGCUCAAGGAGACGAUGGCAAACAUGUCAGACCGACUCAUAGAACUGCUCAAAGACAAGGACGUGCUGUGGCAGAAGAGCGACAUGUUGGAGUUUGAGCAGCGGCUGCGUGCAGAGGAGCGCUUUGAGAAGGAUGUUGGAGCGCAGCACUGCCUCGACUGCAAGAACGAGUUCUCCUGGAUGCUGCGCCGCCACCACUGCCGGCUGUGCAGCCGCUCCUUCUGCUACUACUGCUGCAACAACUGGGCAUCGCUGAGAACGGGCGAGAAGAAGGAGCGCGUGUGUCGCUCGUGCUUCGCGUGCCACGGCCCGUCGGCCGUCGGGGGGACGCCCAGUCCCUCCGAGUCGCCCUCGACGGCGUCCAACCCACUGAUCUCGCCGGCCGGUGAACGACCUGCACCUGAUGAUUUAAAUUUUGACAUCAUCACCGAGGAGGAGGUUGGUGAAAGCAGCCAACUGACAUCACCAUCUGAGAAUGAGGAAGCGGAAAAAGAUGUCUCAAUAGAUCGCGCAGCGGAAGAGUCCCCGCCUGCCCCCUUGGCCUUGGAACCAGAGGUUCUGCUUCUCAAGAACAGCGACCCUUCGUUUCAUGUGCCCCUGAGUCCCGAGGAUGUGCGUUGCUUCGGCGAGUUCCGGCGCGAGCUGCACGUCAAAGCGGGGGCCUACGCGGUCAUCACGAUGAACGUGACCGAGAGCGGCCUCAGCCUGGCCUGGGAGUUCUCUUCCGAGAGCCGCAAUGUGUCUUUCAGCGUGGUGUGGCGUGACGGGCCCGAGCAGCCCGUGGAGAGUUCCGUGGUGCUGAUUCCGCUGACGCGCUGCAAUUCGCACCUGCAGCUGGUUCAAGGCCAGCUGAAGGCGAGGAGGCCUGGCCUUUAUCUGCUGAUAUUCGACAACAGCUUUUCACGAUUUUACGGGAAGAAGGUGUCAUACCACUUGACGGUCAGCAAAACGCUCAUGUACGAUGGCACUGACGAGACGGAGCCCUGAUGAGCGCCAUCGGCCGAAGAAGAGACCACCUGCUUAAGUAUUCAACAUCCACGCACCGCAUGUUUCCCCGUGCUCGCGACGAACCAGGUUGUUUUAAACGAUCUCUUUAUCUUCCUCUUGCCAUAUGUUUGCGUUCGCAUUGGGGCUUGGCCCAUGGUUUAAUUUUAACAUGUUGUUGUCACAAACGCAGUCGUAUGUGCAAUUACAAUUUUAACAUCUUUUUCCCACCUUGACUUGUGGCUUCCUGCAAUUGCAUUCACUGGAUUCGUUCGGUUAGCGCAGGGGUCGGCAACCAGCGGCUCCAGAGCCGCGUGCGGCUCUUUGAGGAUUUCUUCUUUGCGUUAGUUGCAUGCAUUGUGGUUCUUGAAAUAAUUAGGUCUUUUUUUCCCGAAUUCGAAAAAAAAGUCCCUUGUUAUUUUGUUUGUCGACCCCUGAGGUAGCAUUUUAGGCAUUUCUGUAUGUCAACGCCCGUGUAGAAAUGGGAGAAUCGGCUUAUGGGAUAAUUAUUUUAAGCGCAUAUGGGCGACCUUCAUGCUGUUGCUCUUCAAUAUACCAGAGUCUCCGCAAUAACAGGGGAUACGUAUUUUUCCAUACUGUCAUUUUAUCCAUUUCGUGUGACCCUUGGAGAAUGAAACCUACAUCAUCUAAAAAUGACAGGCAUUUUACUCUGUGGUAAAGAACUGGAAAGUCAGCUGGUGUUAUCACAUCCAACAAUAGGACAGCCACGUGUAAAAUGAAGGAAAAUACACUUUUAAAAGUUUGUGUGGUGUUAACAAUCCUGUAUAUGUAAAACAUUUCUCGAUACAAUGCACAUUUCAAAUAAAAGCGUGGAUAUUCAACAGCUUGGACGCUUUUACAGCUGGUCCCACUGUUAAUUAACAUUUGUCCAUUGAUCAGCACUAGCAAAGCACUUGCCACAUGAUUCAAACGAGGGAGGUUCAAUCUGCGUGCAAACUAUGCACAUCUGUAUCGCAUAUGACUAAGUGUGCUAGUGUAGUGGUUAGCCUGCCACGAACCCAGCAACCCGAGUUCGAUUCCUACUCAUGGCCAACACCAAUGACGAGUAUCUGACUGGUCCCUGGCCUCCCCUAGGUCCACUCAGCCUUAAAUGAGUUCCUGGUGCGAUGUGCAAACAUUGCCACUGGGAAGACAAAGGCAGCUGGGCGUGGUGCUGGCCACCCCACCCCCUUCGUGUGCCGUGCCGGCCUUCAUAGGUGCUCACUAACAGCACUUGCCCCUACAGUCUGUUCAGGCUACCGGGGGAUGUUCGUCUUUGUUUUUGUACUCUCAUGGCAACAUUGUGAAACUACUUGUGUGUCCAUCACUACGUUAAUGUUAAGAAAUGCUGCAUCAGUUUUUAAACUAAAUAUAUCCUUUGUGUGUAAAACAAAUAUAAUAAUAAUACGUAGCUUAAAGCUGUUAAUCGUCUGGACUUUAUGCUGCAUGUUUUAUGAACUGAUGUUUUGUCGUCGUUGGAUGAUGUGCAUUGUGUCAAUGAGAGACGAGGUUCACGUGGCAAAUCGGAUGUGGCCCAAUGGACAGCCAGUUUACACAACUGCUUGCAGAGAUGGCAUUUGCUGGUGGGGCAUGGUACUUGGCCAGGUCAAGGAGCGUACACAUUUGCUGCGAUCGUUCUCACUGUUAGAUAAGGCUCAUCAGUCCUCGGCUCCGAGUCAAACUCGGUCGUUGUACAUUGUGCAUGUGGUUGAAGAUACGAAACGUAGGCGUGGGGAGCCACUUGCUUUUCAACGUAUGAAAACAAAAUUCAAUCGGUACAAUACUCUUACGAAGAGAAAUAUGAGUAAACAACAAAGUACAUACGUGCGUUUGUAAAUGUGCAAACGGAAUAUGUAUUGUAUAUAAUUUAUAUCUUAGUAUAUCUGGUAUUUUAGAUACAGGCACGUGAUAUACUUUUCUACGUGUGGAACUUUAUGCGAGUCAUUUGCAAUCAUUUGUGAAUUUUACAUAGAUACUUUUUAAAAGUACCGUUUCUUGCACUUGUUUAUGGGAUUAUACUACCUGCAUGAUGGUCUGUUGGUGAAAUAUGUCUUUGUUGAUCGUGUUAUUUUUCUGUCACAUAACACGUGUGCAAUGACUUUUUUUGGCCCGUUUUACUUCAGUUUGUGUGCUGCUUCGAAAUAAAGUCUAUCCAGGA